Messenger RNA from Paramecium pentaurelia, 1008 nucleotides. NCBI's taxonomy places the organism in Eukaryota, Ciliophora, Oligohymenophorea, Peniculida, Parameciidae. The record is from the annotation of a GenBank genome assembly.
AUGAUUUAAACUUUUGCUUUAUUUUUGCAAUUCUUGUUAUGCUUAUCACAAUGGAUUAGUUCAUAUACAAAUUUGAUUAAUGAUAAGAAUUUGACAACAUUCUCUUAAGUUGGGCCAAGUAAUAGCAAUUAUCUUGUAUGCAAUUCACCCUAAAUAAAAUACUUGACUUUAAAUAGAGAUUAUCCUACUGCCACUCAGAAAAAAUAAAUUAGUUUAGAGAAAGGUAAUCACAUAUCAUUUGAAUUAAUUCUAUAAGGUACUUGGUAAAAUGGAUAAAUUUAAUUUUAAUUUGGAGCAGAAAUAAUUUCAUUUUAAUAUUAAACUCCUAACUCGUUUGAAAACUUCUCAAUCAUUUGUGAUUCUUACUAAUCAGAAAUUAAAACAAUUAAUUUUAUUUUACAAAAAUCAGAUUCAAAUAUAAUAAAAUUUACAAUGUCUAAUGAAGGAAAUGGAUAGGUUUCAAUUAGAAAUUUAUUAAUAUCAAAAAUUAAAUGCCAUUAUUUAUGCACACAAUGUAAUGGCAUAGAGUAUAAUUAAUGUACUUAGUGUUUUUAUGGAACACCUUUGGAUGGCAUUUGUAAUGAAUGUCCUCUAAAUAUGGUAUUUAGACCUGGAAUUGGAUGCUCAUUAUUUUGCAAUUAUUAGGAAUAUCUUGACUUUAAUCGACAUUGUUAAUAAUAUCCCAGUAAAUUUUUAUAUAAUCAAAAAAGGUAGGCAAAUAUUGUUUUCUGAUUACUAUAUGGUUGAAGAGUAGGUUAAAAUGGAACUUAUAUUAGAUACAGAGAAUACAAAUCAUAUUCCCAUUUAUAUGUCGUAUGUUGGGAGAUAUGAUCUUUUAGGGGUCUUUAGAUAUAACUAAGGAACUAAAAGAUUGAUAACUGAAGUAACAACUAACAUUGGAACCUAUUUAAUUGGAAUCAGAACAGUUAUAAUUCUUUAUAAUGAAAUACCAUGUGGUAGUAGCAUUUCAUUAAAAAUUAAUGACACUUAUGCAGGGUCGGUAUAUAA